AUGUUAAGUUGCGCCUCCCCCGCCGGCAUGCCGCCCGCUCCGCACUCCACACACUCCCAAACUUGGGGCUCAUUGCUCCAGCCACCCCCAGCUAUCAAAUCCGAGCCCAUGGAUGAGGGGAGCUUCUCAAAAGAACAAACGAGUGGAUUUUACUCGGAAGGCUUUCACAGCGCAUCACCAUCUUCAUCAAGUAAGGAUUCUAAUGGGCACUCACCUCGCAGCGUUGGCAGCGCUGGCGAUCCAGCGCAAUUUUACGACAGCAUGCCGCUAAAAGCCAAAGCCAAUCUUGGUAUGCACCUGGAAAAUUAUCGCAACGGAGUCCCUUACAGUUUGCUCACACCGCCACGUUUCGAACCGCGUGCCAACGACAUACGCGAACGUUCACCAGGAUAUGAAGCAUUUUCCCCCAGAGCAUUAGCUCCACCCGCUCAUGUAUCAACACCUCUUGGGCGAGCAGAUGCAACACCACCCAAAUCACCACCCAGAACUCCAACAUCUCCAGAACGUGACCAUGAAAGGCGAUCUUUUGAACAUUUUCAUGAUUCUGGAUUUGAAAUGCAUGGCAAGCACGACGAUGACGGCCGCGAUGCAUCCGCCUUCGAAGAAGACUUUGAUGACGAACCUGGCCUGCGAGUACCCGCUGUCAAUUCUCACGGAAAAGUUAAAACGUUCAAAUGCAAGCAAUGUGAAUUUGUUGCUGUCACUAAACUUAGUUUUUGGGAGCACAGCAAGGAACAUAUCAAACCAGAAAAGAUGUUGUGCUGUCGCAAAUGCCCUUUCGUCACAGAAUACAAACACCACCUCGAGUAUCACAUGAGGAAUCAUCUUGGUUCCAAGCCGUUCCAAUGUAGUCAGUGCUCAUAUUCCUGCGUCAAUAAGUCUAUGUUGAAUUCGCAUCUGAAAUCACAUUCAAACGUGUACCAGUAUCGCUGUGCGGACUGCAACUAUGCCACCAAAUAUUGCCAUUCCCUGAAACUUCACCUUAGGAAGUAUAAACAUAGCCCUGCUAUGGUUCUAAACGUCGACGGCACACCGAAUCCCUUGCCUAUUAUCGAUGUAUAUGGAACUCGCCGAGGACCAAAACAAAAACCGAUCUCCAAAAUGUUCGAACAGCAACCAAACAUCAAUAACAAUAAUACACCCCAGCCUCCACCGCCUACCCACCCACUAUUCGGAAAUCACUUCCCCGUGAACUUGCCGUAUUUGCCGCCUCUUCUACCUCAUUCGUUCUUAUUCCCACCGAACAACAACUAUGAACAGAGAACAUCGCCUAAACUCUCGGAGAUGCCCAUCGAACAGCAAAACUCUCCUCCGCCUUCAAUUUUACACCAACGACUUUCGUACUCGGAACUACAGACGGACGGGGGAGCUAUAUCUCCGCCGAAAAAAUCACCCGCAAGCGUGGCGCACACGCCUACCGCACGUGCCCCAACUCCAGACGCUCUCGAUCUUACUAAUACAAAAACAAGCGAAGCCGGCUCGCCACCACCGUCUGAGAGACCUACACCUGUGACACCGACUACUUCGAUGAAAAAUAGGAGAAAGGGACCCGCGUUCAAGCUUCAGCCAGCUGCGCUGCGACUUCAGCACGAAGACGAGAAAGGGUGCGAAAUGGAAGGUUCUGAUUGCGAAUCUGAGGGGUCAACUGAGGCUCCACCGACAACAUCGCAUAAUUACCAAUGCCAAUAUUGUGACAUUUCAUUUGGUGACCUUACUAUGCACACGAUUCAUAUGGGUUUCCACGGCUAUAACGACCCUUUUAUGUGUAACAAGUGCGGUGAACGCAGCGCUGACCGCGUGGCGUUUUUCAUUCAUUUGGGUAGAGCACAACAUGCCUAGCUGUAUUACUGUAGAUAAUUUUGUAGUAUUUAGAUAUUAACCUAGUCAAAGCUUACUUGAUGGCCGCUUAGAGGCUUUUAAUAGGUGAGUAGGUAAAAUAAAUAUUUCAUUUAAAUUAUUGUAGAACUUAAUGUUAAAUUACUACCACAUAAAUUGUAAUAUUUUUUUUAAAAUAAGGCCAAAGAUUGCUUGAUUACGCUAUCGCUCCAAUCAAUAGGUAUACAAAUAUACUAUUCGCCAAUUAACAAUGCAAAAAUAGUAA
Hyposmocoma kahamanoa is the source of this 2101-nucleotide messenger RNA. RefSeq names its product protein hunchback-like. Gene Ontology annotation, cellular component: nucleus. Gene Ontology annotation, molecular function: RNA polymerase II transcription regulatory region sequence-specific DNA binding; DNA-binding transcription factor activity, RNA polymerase II-specific. The transcript has 2 exons. The record is from RefSeq and is a predicted model, not a curated record. NCBI's taxonomy places the organism in Eukaryota, Metazoa, Arthropoda, Insecta, Lepidoptera, Cosmopterigidae. Bases 1 to 1839 code for a protein of 612 amino acids. Gene Ontology annotation, biological process: regulation of transcription by RNA polymerase II.